This is a messenger RNA of Apus apus (common swift), 3110 nucleotides long. RefSeq names its product protein O-glucosyltransferase 1 (gene POGLUT1). Gene Ontology annotation, molecular function: UDP-xylosyltransferase activity; UDP-glucosyltransferase activity. Gene Ontology annotation, biological process: protein O-linked glycosylation; positive regulation of Notch signaling pathway. The transcript has 11 exons. The record is from RefSeq and is a predicted model, not a curated record. NCBI's taxonomy places the organism in Eukaryota, Metazoa, Chordata, Aves, Apodiformes, Apodidae. Gene Ontology annotation, cellular component: endomembrane system. Bases 1 to 1185 code for a protein of 394 amino acids.
AUGGCGGGCCGGGCGGCGCUGCCCCGCUGGGCUCUGGCGGCCGCCGCCGCCCUGUGGUGGCUGGAGCUCGCCGCGGCCGGCGGCCUGGCAGAUGCCGAGUGGAAAACCAUAACUGACCAAAUUAAGAAAGCUGUGGAAGUCUAUAAGCCAUGUGUAAAAGAGAAUUGUAGCUGCCACCAAAGUGUCUGGAAGCAGGACCUGGCUCCUUUUCGAGGUGGAAUUUCCGAGGAGACCAUAUCAGAUGUGGUGAGCAGAAAGCUUGGGACACACUACCAAGUCAUUAAGAACAAAUUGUACCGUGAACAGGAAUGCUUUUUCCCUGCAAGAUGCAGUGGAGUUGAGCACUUCCUUCUGGGGAUCAUCAGCCGCCUCCCUGACAUGGAAAUGGUGAUCAACGUGCGAGACUACCCCCAAGUGCCCAAGUGGAUGAAACCCCUUAGCCCAGUCUUCUCCUUCAGUAAGACACCUGAAUACAAUGAUAUUAUGUAUCCUGCCUGGACAUUUUGGGAAGGAGGACCAGCUGUUUGGCCAAUUUACCCAACAGGCUUAGGGCGCUGGGACCUCAUGAGAGAGGACCUCAAGAGAUCUGCAGAAAAAUGGCCGUGGGUGAAAAAAAUCUCUAAAGGAUAUUUCCGAGGAUCCAGAACGAGCCCUGAGAGAGAUCCCCUCAUUCUGCUAUCCCGAGAAAACCCAGAGCUUGUUGAUGCUGAGUACACCAAAAACCAGGCUUGGAGAUCUGAGAAGGACACCUUAGGGAAGCCUCCUGCAAAGGAAGUUCCACUGGUUGAUCACUGCAAAUACAAGUAUCUGUUUAAUUUCCGGGGAGUGGCUGCCAGUUUCCGGUUGAAACACCUCUUCUUGUGCGGUUCACUCGUCUUUCACGUUGGAGAAGAGUGGUUGGAGUUCUUCUACCCCCAGCUGAAGCCUUGGGUCCACUACAUCCCAGUCCGAUCAGACCUUUCUGAUGUCAGGGAGUUGUUGCAGUUUGUAAAGGAAAAUGAUGCCAUAGCACAAGAAAUUUCAGAGAGGGGACGCCAAUUCAUCACCGAGCACUUGCAGAUGGAGGAUGUCUCUUGCUACUGGGAGCAUCUGCUGUCUGAGUAUUCCCAAGCCUUGACUUACAAAGUGAAAAGGAGGAAGAGCUACAGCGAGAUCACUUCUAAAUGGCUGAAAACAGAACUGUAGAGAUUUCUUAGUUUUUCUCUUCAGCUCAAACUGAUCUCUCUGGAAAUCUGAAGAUCAGUGCAUCUUCUUUUUUGUUCUCUCAGACUUCCUAUCCUUUACGCUUGAACUACAGAGAACAGCAAAAGGCUAACUUGGAAAUUGCUCUCACACAGCUGGACCCGGUGAUACUGCUGCCAUAGGAAUGUUAAGUAGAAUGGUGGAUUACAGCCAUUUAAUGGGAUGGUUAUGGUCAUGGCUGCAAGAGGGUUGUUAGCAUUUGGGACUUUGUUACUACCUGUCUCAGAAUGGUCCUAAAUCCUGUUCAGUCCAUGAGAAGCUUUUUGGUUAAUUUUACUGGACUUAGUAGUAAGUCCAGUGUACUCAUGGGCAAGGUACACAAACUGUCAGCUACCCUCAGGUGGGAGAUACAUGCCCAUUUUUGGCAGAUGGUCACUGUUUUCUCACCUGUGUGAUAGCACUUGGUGUUCUCUGACAGAAGCAAGUAGUGGGAUUUGGGGUAACCCUUUUUGAUAGCUUAGAGCUUAGUUUUCUGAUGUUUAUGUCAGGUUUUUAAAGAGAUGGACAGUAAGGCUUUGAUGUGCCACUGAAGGACGAAUGAUCCUUGCACAGGUAAACAACCUACCUCACAGGGGAGCAGCCAGCCAUGGUGAUGUUGCCACAGUGCUAAGCCUGAGUAGCUGACAGCCAAGCCACUGGCAGCUGAGGUGAAGGGGGUUCAUACUUGGACAGAUGAGCUGGGUGCCUGCACAGCCAUGCAGAGCUGGGCCCUUGUUAACUUGCCAGAUAUCCCUAAGAAUCCAGAGAAAGUAUACACAGAAGUGGAGUCAGCUUCUCUUUUUUUAAAAGAUGUUCACAGAUUGUCUGCUAUGAUACCCCUCUGUAGUCUUUCUAGGUUUUCAGGUAUUUUAGGCUGGUGACACGUCUGCUUACUUCAGUAUUUGCCUUUCUUUCCCACUUCUGUGACGUUCCUCGUCUCAGUCAUGUUGAGGGAAUGUCUUCAGCCACACAGCAGAAGCUGCUCCUCACAUGACUUGUCACAGGUUGCUUGUGCUCACCACAUUUAUGCCCACUGCAGGCUGCUCAGCCCAGAGGGAGUGCAGUUCCCUGUGCUCUGUGGCCCCAGUGUUGAGAGGCCUGGUAGGAAGCUGCAUCUUCUCUGGUGCUCAGAAGAGUGUGGGCUGCAGCACAGGAUUCCAGGAGGGACAUUGCCUGCCAGGUGAGCACCCUGGAUGGUAAAGUGGCCUCUAGGCAUAGGAAGCAGCACAUCAGAGGAUAGUUCUGGUUGGAAAACAAAGUCCAACCAUAACCUAACUCUACCAGCCAUUACCCUAACUCUUCCAAGUCCAGUGUUUAAACCAUCUAUACGUCUUUUAAACACCUGCAGGGAUGGUGAUUCAGCCACCUCCCUGGGCAGCCUGUUGUAGUGUUUAACUACCCUUUCAGUGAAUAAACUUCUUCUAAUAUCCAACCUAAACCUCCCCUGGUACAACUUGAGUCCAUUAAUGGAAGAGAAUGACAGCAACAGCUCACAGUCUCCUCUGCAGCCAGUUUGGAUCAGAGAAGAAGAAAACACUACAAGGAGCAGUAACAUGAAGUGCACCUCCACAUCUGUGUGCCCACACAGAGGCCUCGCAAGCCCUGGGACAGGGACGUGACUGCCAGAUCCAUUCAUCAGAUGCCAGUUGCCAGAGCGGCACACAAGUUAUGUGAGCUGUGCCUGGGUUAUCCCAGCCUGCAAAGGAAACAAAUCGAGGCGUUAAAGUAGCCCAGGUUCUGAGGAAAAGAACUCUUCAAGAGCGGGAGGGGUUGUGUGGUUUUGUACUUUUAGUCGAUGGGCAGACAGUACUCUGAGAAACCCAAACAGCUCUGUAUAAAUAUUUUUAAACUGUUUUUAGUUACAUGGUUUUGGAAUAAAACAAAUGAAA